GGCGACCUCCCUCCCUUGCUCCUCAACCCAACCCAAUCCCGGUUCGAUUCAGUUCAGAGACGAAACCCCUCCUACAUCGCCGCUGCGGCCACACACUGCCAAUCCCCUCACUCCACCACGCCUUCUUCUUGUCCCGAUUCCCGGACGGGCGUCGACACGGCCAGCGUCAAGAUGUCCAUGAACCCCUUCUGUGAGAUUGUCGUGGACGAGGCGCUGCGGCUCUGCGAGGCCGGCGCCACCUCCAAGGUCGUCACGGCCACCGUCGGUCCCGCGCAGGCCGCCGACACGCUCUGCACCGCACUGACCAUGGGCGCCGACCACGCCGUCCACGUCCUCCAUGACCCCGACCCCGACCCCGCCCGCCCGCUCCUCCCGCUUGUCGUCGCCAAGAUCAUCCGCGCCCUCACGCUACAGGAGACCCCCGGCCUCCUCAUCCUCGGCAAGCAGGUUCUCAGAUCGGCCUCAAUUCAAGUGCUCCCUCUAGGUGAAGUGGCCCACCGCAGCGCCAAGGGAUUCGUCUCCGAGGACGAGUUCCUCUCCAUCCCGGAGUUCUCCACCAACCGCUCUCCCAGGUUGCUACGUAUGGUUGAUGGAUUGAACUUCAAGGAAUUUGUUUCUUUUCUCUCUACCUUCAGCGCAAGGGCCAGCCUUCAGCAAAAGAUUGAGUUGAGAUUUAAGGUGUAUGACAUUUAUGGCAAGGGGAAAGUAUCCUUCAAGGACCUGGUACAGAUUUUACGUGACCUAACAGGCUCAUCCAUGUCAGAGAAACAAAGAGAGGUCAGGCUCACGUUUCGUGGCUGAAAGGAAAACGAGCCUAUGCUUGCACCAACAUUAUUAGAAUGAGGAGCUCCAGGCCUAUUUUUUUGGAGUGUGAAGUCGUGAAGCCAAGUGUGAAGCAGUACUUAGCAAACAGUUUUUG
This is a messenger RNA of Triticum dicoccoides, 919 nucleotides long. RefSeq lists its product as uncharacterized. The transcript has 6 exons. The annotation marks the transcript as partial. Gene Ontology annotation, molecular function: calcium ion binding. NCBI's taxonomy places the organism in Eukaryota, Viridiplantae, Streptophyta, Magnoliopsida, Poales, Poaceae. The record is from RefSeq and is a predicted model, not a curated record.